AGUACCUCUGUCUUGUAAAUCUGGCAGUGUGCGCGCGGUGGUGAAAGGUGCUUUAACGAAUUAUUGAGUUGAGCGAAGUGCGGCCAUCAUGACCGCCUACACGCGAGUAUUUAUUUUUUGUGCCAUAUUUGUGAAUGUAAAUAGCCAGAAAGAAAAAGAAGCGGUUGAAUUCGUUUGUCCCGAAGGUACUACAGGCAACGGUAAUUUCGCUGAUCCCGCCACUUGUCGCCGGUUCUACCAAUGUGUAGAUGGAUAUCCUUACUUGAACAGAUGUCCAUCUGGCUUAUACUUUGACGACAUCAGUAAAUACUGUACGUUUAAAGUGGAAGCAAGAUGUGGUCCAAUACCAACAACACCAGCUCCCAUAACAGAGACUCCAACAGACUUAGCGCUGAAGUGCGAUCCAGCGGAAUGUCAGCUUCCAUAUUGUUUUUGUUCGAAGGACGGCACUCUCAUACCGGGCGGUCUGGAUCCAGAGGACACGCCGCAAAUGAUAAUGCUCACAUUUGAUGGCGCCGUUAAUUUGAACAACUACGACUUAUACAAGAAAGUUUUUAAUGGGAAAUUACGUAAUCCAAACGACUGCCCAAUUCGGGGCACUUUCUUCUUAUCUCACGAGUACAGUAAUUACGCUAUGGUGCAGGCGCUCGCACACGAUGGUCACGAAAUAGCAACAGGCACGAUAUCCCAACAACAAGGUCUCCAAGACAAAGGCUACGAAGAGUGGGCCGGCGAGAUGAUCGGUAUGCGCGAGAUCCUACGAAAGUUCGCGAACGUUUCACGCUCUGAAAUCGUCGGGGCUCGCGCACCAUUCCUCAAGCCUGGACGUAACACUCAAUUCAAGGUAUUAGAAGAUUUUGGCUACAUCUACGACAGCUCGGUGGGCGUGCCGCCGCUGCCGAUUCCCGUGUGGCCCUACACGCUCGACUACAAAAUCGCGCACGAGUGCAAAUCUGGCACCUGCCCUACCAAGUCGUUCCCAGGUCUGUGGGAAGUUCCUUUCAACGCUCAUUAUGUAGAGACUUAUGAAGGUGGACAUUGUCCUUACUUGGAUCAGUGCGUUCUGCACAAUCACGAUGCCAAUGAGGUUUUCGAGUGGCUUCAAGAGGAUUUCACCAGGUACUACGACCAAAACCGAGCGCCAUAUAUGAUGCCUUUCCACACCAACUGGUUCCAAAUCAAGGAGCUCGAGCGAGGCUUACAUAAAUUCCUGCAGUGGGCGUCUAACUUGGAUGACGUUUGGUUUGUGACUGUAACACAAGCCCUGACUUGGAUAACUGACCCGCGGUCGCUAAAGGCCCUCAACAACUACGAGGCGUGGCGAUGUGACAAGAAGGAUCUACCACCAGCACCUUGUAACCUCUCCAAUAAGUGCGCGCUAUCCUUCAAACAUCCAGACACAAACUUUACUGAUACCCGUUAUAUGGAGACUUGCACUGAAUGCCCGAAUCAGUAUCCUUGGUUAGGUGACUCUGGUGGAACAGGCAUACCCGGAAAAGACAACUAUAUUCCUGACAAUUUAAAGAGAAAAUAAUAGUUAGUAAUACCGAUAAAAUUUUAAUUCGUAUUGAUGACAGGCAGAUAAUAAAACACAUGAUUAUUUUUUUUAUGAAUUUUAGUAUACAAACGACUUAAAGAUAGUCUUGGAGAAAUUAAAAUUUAAUUUUAUACUCUAAAACGCCUUCGUUAAAAAUAUAACAAUAAUAU
Vanessa atalanta (red admiral) is the source of this 1707-nucleotide messenger RNA. RefSeq names its product chitin deacetylase 1 (gene Cda4). Gene Ontology annotation, molecular function: chitin binding. Gene Ontology annotation, cellular component: extracellular region. The coding region runs from base 89 to 1534 and encodes 481 amino acids. The record is from RefSeq and is a predicted model, not a curated record. The transcript is spliced from 12 exons. NCBI's taxonomy places the organism in Eukaryota, Metazoa, Arthropoda, Insecta, Lepidoptera, Nymphalidae. Gene Ontology annotation, biological process: carbohydrate metabolic process.